Messenger RNA from Plasmodium vivax (malaria parasite P. vivax), 8270 nucleotides. RefSeq lists its product as hypothetical. NCBI's taxonomy places the organism in Eukaryota, Apicomplexa, Aconoidasida, Haemosporida, Plasmodiidae. The transcript is spliced from 15 exons. The record is from RefSeq and is a predicted model, not a curated record. Gene Ontology annotation, biological process: negative regulation of cell population proliferation. Bases 144 to 8270 code for a protein of 2708 amino acids.
GUACCCAUUACCGCAUUUUAAUAGGAACAGAAGUGCCACUGCGUAGUUAUUAACGUAGCUGUCUAUGCAUGCGUAAUUUUUUUUCCAUCUUUGGAGGGAGAAUUCUCAUGUUGCCCCCCUCGAUGUGGUUAAAAGACAUGUAAAUGUACAACAUGGAAAAAAAAAAGAAGGGAAAAAAGGAUAAAGCUUCUAAAAAGGGGUUGGGGAAGGAGAGGAAAGAAGUCGAAACGGCGGGUGCAAAAUCGGUAAAGACAUCCGAAUGGGAUGUGAAUGGGGAGACCAGAUAUAUUGAAAAGGACCAAAAUGAUGACACGCUUCCUAACGAAAUGCUCUUCACUGAGAGGGAGCUGGGGAGUGAAGAAAUAAAUGAGAGGAAAAUGAAAAAGGAGGUUCAUAAGCUCCAUCAUAAUGGGAACAAAACAAAUAAGAGAAGGAGCGAAAUGGAGCGGUGUCACACGGAGCAUUGCAAAACUAACAACGGAGAGGAUGAAGAUGGCAUGUUCCCCCCUUCAAAUGAAUUCAAGUUGACUAACCUGAAAAAUAAUGAAAUUUUCGAAAGGAAUAUGCCAAAGUGUUUAGACGAAAUAUCUCCCCUUGAAAAAACAGAAUCUUUUGCAGCGGAAAAGGGGGAGGGUUCCCAUUUGAAGGGGCUCAACAAAAGUGUCCAAUUUUUAAAAGAUAUGGAAGGAUUUAAAAUGAGGAAGCAGAGAAUGGACGACCUUGUUAUGAACAUAGGAAAUAAAAAGGAAGAUAAUAAGGGAACUCCAAAUGGGUGUGACAGCUUAAAGGAUGGAUCUAAGGGUGAAGUGACCCCCCCUCUCAAUAUAGAAGAAAAGGAAACCCUGUCCUACAAGCUGAAGAAGCAGAAAAAAAUUGAAAAAUACAAGCUCAGCGGCGAAGAAAAAGAUAAGUACAUGAAAAAGUACAUGCUCAAACUGGAAAAGCAGUACAAAAAAAAAAAAGACGAAGAUUUAAAAAAGGAAGUAGAAGAGCAGAAGGAGGAAAUAAAAAAAUAUCAAGAAAAGGAAAACACGAUCCUUAAUUAUUUAAAGAACCCCAGGUUGAAUUUGUCCAAAACGGAGGAUUUGAAUGACUACUUGUGUAUUAGUCCCACUACAGUAUACUUUACAGAUGUAGCCAAAGACGAAACGAUGACGAGGGAUUUACUAAUCACGAACAAAGGGAGUACUCUGCUGCACGUUAUUAUAGUGCCACCGUCCACGAGCCACUUUCACAUAAAAGACAUCAUUAAUGUGUACAACAAGAAUGAGGAGAAUUCCAAGAACAAUUUGAACAAUCAAAUAGCCCCUGGGCAUUCCUUGAAGAUCAAACUAGGUUACAGCGUUUUCACCCUGAAGCACCAGAGGGACCAAAUAAAAAUACUGUCGGAAGCCGGGAACAAGACGAUAGACAUAAAAGCGUUUCGCUCAAUGCCAAAACUGAAGUUCCAGAAAAUUUUUAAUUUUGGGCCCAUUCGGUCUCACGAGAAGAAAAAAAAAUCAUUUUAUAUUAAAAAUGAAGGACAAGAAACCAACGUACUGAUAUUGCCGAGGAAGCUAUUUAGCUUUUACGAGAAAAAGGAGAAAAUUGAAAGGGAGGAAAACAUAUUAAAUUUGCUCAUAAAAAAGAAGGAAGAUUCAAAGGAGGCUCCCCAAAUGGGGGCAAAUAACGGAGCUGGAAAAAUCAUUCAAGUGAAGGAAAAGGAAGACACCUACUACACAUUCAAUAGUGUAAAAAGUUACUCUCAGAAUUUUCUCUAUUUAUAUCAAAAUUUGGCCCAUAAUUUUGAGAAUCUAUAUUUUGAAAAUAUUUUGCAAGAUUGUUAUUACUUGAACUUGAAAAGGGCAGAGGAGAAGGUAGUCACUUUUGCGUUUAGAAGCGGAAAAAUAGGAGUAUAUGAGAAAGAUUACCUCAUAGUAACGGACAUCGAAUGCGACUUUGGCGAACUGGAAGACAGAAUAAAAUGCGGCUUUCUAAACUUGAACCAAAUGAACGUUUUUCCCUUUUGCGUUAAAGCCUUGGUGGAGCCGCUGCUCUUAAAUUUGGUACAUAUAAAUGGGAACGUGCCAGGGGAGUAUUACGAAGGGAAGGUAGCAGAAUACCUGCAAGGGGGAGGAAGAGACAACUUGAGUUACUUUUUCCACAGCACUUCUUUGCACUCGAUUAGAUUUCCGGACAUCCAGGUUAACAGCGGGUACAACGUUGCCGAAGUGGAGGUCCUAAACAACGGGCUGAUUGACCUAAAAGUGUCAUGUAGCGUAUACGUAAAGGCAAACUCGGAAAGGGAGGAGAAGCAAACCAUUUUGGACAAAGAAGACAAAGGGGUGUACUACUACAAUGAGGUGUUCAAUGUUACGUGUCCACAUUUAUUAUACGAUGAAGUAGCAGAGGGGAAGUCCUCACCGAAGGAGGAAGAAAGGGAGAAGGGGAGAAAGGAAAAAAAAAAAAAAAAGAAAAAAAUGUGCCCUGUGUAUAUAUACCCCAAAAAAUUCACCUUGUCGUACAAAAAGAGGCAAAAGGUAUAUAUCAUUUUUAAGCCUCAAGAAAAACAUGAAAAUUACAAAAAUUAUUGCUUCCUUUUGGUAGUAAAAAAUUUGAGCAAGGGAUCGGAUAUAAGCAUUGGAGAUUUGUUAGAAAUACAAAAAAAUGGGGGCGAGGAAAACGACGGAUUUCCUCUGGUGUGCGUUAGGGAGAAUAAAAUAAUUAAAAAUAAAAAAUGGAAUGAACGAUUCGAAAAUGAUAUUUCGAAGUAUGAAGACUCGUCUUCAGCAGAGGGUGGCACGUGUUCGAGCUACUCCGAGAUAAGUCAAGAUGAAAGUUUAAAAAAAAAACAGAGUAAAAAGAAGAGCUACUUUGGGAAGAAAAACAAGAAAAAAAAGUUUGUCGCGUUCUGCAUGAAUGUAUACGCUAAUAUAGUUAAGCCCAUUGUACAUGUGAAGACGAAAAAAUUGACCAAGUGCCUUUUGCUAAAUCCGCUGCAUUUAUAUAAGACCAGUUUUACUAUAAAAAAUGGAAGCGACUUUUAUGUUAAUUACCGCUUUGGGGAUUUAAUUCAUUUGGAUGGUUUGUCUAAAGGGGAAAAGGGCAUUUCGUCUGACAAGCGUAGAGGAGUUAUCCAGGGGGAGAACACCAACGCGUUGAAAGUUGAAGAAAGAGAAACGCCCAUCUGUGGUGGAAUUCCCGACGAUGACGCAGGGGGUAAACGGAAAGAGGAAGACCCUUCUGCUGACAAAGAAGCGUACCAGAUAUGCUAUUACAACUACGUAGAUGUGCUGCGUGACAUGCGAUCAGCUAAAAAGGGGGGCGAAAAAAGCACCACCGAGGGUAGAAGCGGCAGAAGCAGCACCGAUCGGGUGAAAACAAAAAUAUGUGAAGGGGGAGAGAACAGGCCGGAUGGCAGCGAGGUGGAGAGCAGCAAGGCGGUUGACAAAAAGGGAAACACAGAUAAAGGAACAGACCAAUUGUUAAGUAAGAAAAAUGUGAAAGGGGGCCAAACUAGCGGGGAAGCGAGUGCCCCCCCAGACAGAGAAUGCUUUCGCAGUUUGAACAAAAGGGUGAUAAAAUAUUUUUACGAAAGGGGAGGCAGUGAUGCAGUUAGCAUGUACGUGUUGGUUGGAAAUGCGGCCAGUGAAAUGUUUAAAAGGGGGGAAGUAGAAAGGGGGGGAAAUGGGAAGAGUGGGAAGUAUGAAAAGAAUGGGAAGAAAGAGGCAACUCUGCAAAGGGAGCAAAGAGAAGAACGCCGCGGGGGUAAGAACUGGACAAAAAAGGCAAAGAGCAAAAGUGUGCACAUUCUCAAAGUUGAAGAGGGGGAAUACUGCCUAAAACCACAUGAGAAAAAAAAAAUCCUUUUAUAUUUUCUAGUGAAUCAUUACGGAUACCACGAAAUGAACAUGAGCGUAAUUUUUUACAUGGGUAAGUAUAUGCUCCAAAAAAAUGUUAAGGGGAGAAUCUUGACCAGGUGCAAAGGGAUCGAAAUAAGUAGAGACUCCUUCUUCUUCCGCAAUAGCUACUCCCAUUACUGUUUUUGCAAUAUGGUGAAAAUUGGAAACUUAGAUAAAGACUUAAAAUUGAUAAAGUUGGGCCAGACGUCUGAGAAGAAGUGCGGGUUCGUCACCCUGUAUAUGCUUUAUUUGUCUGCCUUUAAAAAUAAGGGCAAAAAAAGGAGCACACUGAAACGCGAGAAUCUGCUUAACCAUUUCAGGAGAAACUUUCUCUCCUUUUUAGAAAACGAAAUAGACAAGAGUUGUAUUAAGCAGGAGGGUGAUAAGUACCAGUGCGACUUGUGCAGGUGUUCCUUUAAAUACGAUUGUUGCAUCCACUUUUUCGAGAGUAAAUUUUUGGCAUGUACAGAUGGAGAUGGCUAUUCUUACCAGUUUGGGCAGGAAAAAUACAUAGUGGAAAAUGGAAAGAUGGCUAGUUUGAUGGAAGAACCUUCUCGUUGCCACCACCUUAGAGACAACUUGCAAGGAAUUUAUAAACAUCAUGCGAAUAAAGAUUUGUACAUACAUAACAGCGAGGCCGAGUUUGCGGCGCACCUUUUGAUGUACCCCUCCAAUUUGUUACUGCUUCCGCUAAGAGAGACGGUUUUCCUCUUCUUCGUCUUCCUCCCGCAUGCGGGGAGUAUAAACUGGAACACAUUUCGAAGAGACAUCCUAAUUGAGGGAGAGUGUAAAAAUGGAAGCGUAAAAAUAAAGCAUGACAAAAGGUUAGGUAGUACCAACCCUGCUGAUACGAAAAGGGGAAAGAAUUACGUUGGAAUAUGUAGCGAUACAUUCCACGUGAAGGUAAAAAAUUUAAACGAGUUAGACAUUUCUUAUGAAAUGUGCCAAGAGGGCAACAACGAAUUUGAAUAUAAUUAUCACAAAAAGGAGUACGUGGUGGUUUGGAAUUGUAUGCCCAAGUUGGAUUGCUACUAUGAAGACUUUUACACCUUUGCGAAGGUUAAUAACGUGAAAAGGGCAAAGGAUAAGGGGUUUUUUUGUCAAAAUGGGGAAGAAUUAAAAGAGGAAAAGCACUCCUGUGGUAAGCAAGAGGGCGCAGAAUAUAUGGAGGGGGGUCCCCUUUGGAAGGGAGAACAAUCAGCGGAAGACGGUCGGCCAAUACACGGCUGUGUCAUCAUGGCGGAUUGUCACUCAAACGAAGUAAAGGGAAAUAAAAGCAAAACGCACGAAUUUAGACUGCUGCUCUUUCAUGAUGAUGGUAUAACUAAAGAUAACAAUUUUGUAAAAUUGAAGUUUCCCGUAAAGUUGAAAUAUUUUCAUUAUCGGGAAGUUAUAAAAGUGUCUUGUUAUUUUGCCAAACACACAUUUGAUUUUGUCCUAAUGAGAGAAGAAGACUUAUUGCUAUCUUUGUUUAGCUAUAUCAAAAUGGUCGUAUGUGAUGGGGGAUGGUGCGAAAAGGGGGCCACUACUUGUGUAGGAAAUGAGGCAAAAGAGGAGCAGGGAACGAAGGCAAACUCGACAGACUCGUUUGUAGACGAACUUAUGGACGAACUGCUUUUCAUUAAAAAAGAAAAAAAGGAUGACCAAACGGGGGGAGGAACAAUCAAUGAAUAUUUCAAGCAAAUGAAGAAGUUUUUUCCCCCCAAUUUUGAUGAAGACGUGUUGGCAGAGUUUCAAAAUUUUGUGCUCCAAAUGGACUCAACAUUUGAAGCAAAGGAAAAGCAAACACACGGUGUGGAUGGAAAAGGGGAAGAAGAAAAACCUCCAGAUGAAAUAAUUCACCAGGGAGGGUUAAAUUCGGAUGGGGAUUUCCCCCAUGGUAGGGGUGAACAUACGAACAGAAGGUCAAAUAAAGGGGUGGAGAAACUUGUGUGGGUACAUAAGCUCCUACACGGGCUGAACAAUAAAGUCGAUUACAAUUUUGUCAAUUUUGUGAAGAGGAAUAAACGCGAACUGGACUUUAAGUACGAACGAGGGGAAAUCACAGGGGAGCAGCUGAGCAGUGUGAAGAGGGACAAAAUAAACCCAGCGAAAAUGGAAGAAGAGAAAUGCCACCCCCCAGAUGAUGCCACAAACUUAUUCAAAAGCUACUGCUGCGAAUUGAACAGAGAAAAUGGCACCAUAUACGUUAUAGUAAGCAAUAAGAACAAAUAUGACCUUCGCCUGAAGCUGCGUUCGCCCGCCCACAUAGAUGACAGCUUAAAUGAAGCAUUCCACUUGUGCAUAGACAAUUUAAUUAUGAGGAAGGAGUGGCCAGGCAUUUCCCGUUUUGUAAGUGAAUACAAAUUGGGCAAAGGAGAAACUGCGCGUUGUAAGGCGGUCAAUUUAGAUACCUUGAAUUGUGGAAAGUGCAGCAAAUUAAAACACUUAAGCGCUGCAUAUAAAGGGAAAAACGAAAAAAAGGAAGACCUCUAUUAUCAGUACUUGAGUAACGUUCUACGCGAAAAGAGGGAAUACUGCUUCGGCUUGAGAAGUAACUUUUUUGUGGACUUUUUCCAAUUCGAAAAUGUAUUAAGUUCCAUGAAAAGUUCCUUUGUAAAAGUCCACUUGCAUGCAGAUAAUGUCAAUUUGUAUGAGGAUAAAAUUACGUUGAAUUUGAGCAAAAGCGAAAGAUCCUUCAAAAUGGUUAUUGCCUCCCAAGUAAAAUCGCUUCACUUGUUGAGCCCACACAGGGAAACGAAAAAUGGCGAUAAAUGCAUUUUUUUUAACUCAAUUUUUAUAAAUAAGGAAAUUUUUAAAAAAUUCGAAGAGCUAAACAGGAACGAGAAAAACGAAGAAGUAGACAAAAUAUGCAAGUGUUUUGAAGAAAUAUUAAAACCGCGCGAAAUCGACCUAUUUAACUCGUCCAAUUUGCGGAAAAGGGUCCACUACACUUUCAGUAAAAUUCAUCACAUUAGGGAUGAAAAGGGGGGAAGAGGAAAAAAAGGUGCAGCAGAAGGGGAGGCAGCGGCACAAAGGGGGUAUAAAAGAGAGAAGCAGAUUGACGAAGAUUCAAAUGAAAAAUAUGAAAUCCGAUGCGGGGAGGGUGAGACAACUGAGGAUUCGUCCCACUUGUCCGACGCCGCAGAUGGCGAAAACAUGUCUGAUGAAGGGCGCGAAAUCAGAAUUGAGGGCGCGAACAAGUAUAUGGACAAAAACGAGAAAACAAAGGUGAAAAUAUUUUUGGAAAACGUUUUACAUAAAGAAGGAAAACACUUAUACAAAAUUGACUGCAAGUAUAGCUAUGCCAGUCCGAUGGACGCCACCUCUGAAGUGAAGAGUGAACCUGCUUGCGAUGCUUUAAAUGAAAAAUUAAGGAAGCUGCUCUCUCUGCAGUUUUACCUAUCGGUUAAUGUGGAAAAGCCGAGAAUCGCGCUGCUACAUAACAGUAAAAUCUCUUACGGCAAGAGGGUAAAAUUCGAUUUUAAUUAUUUCAACAGAAAGGCGUACAAAAGAAUUGAUAAAAUGUACAAAAGCGAAGAGAUUAAUGACAUAUUAUAUGAAGACGUGAACAAAGUGAAUGAAUACUUUGAUGAGGUUUUUUUGAGAAACAAAAAUUUGAAGUUUUAUUUUUGCAAUCAGCAGGACGUUCCUUUUUACUCGUACAUAUACACGAAGAAGUUCCUUCAAAUAAAAAAUGUUUACAUAGACCACGAAGAGUUUGACCAUUCCAACACGAAAAUUUACCACAUUAAGAGCAAAGGUAAGGUAUGCGUAAAGCUAGAAGUAGACGAGCUGAAGCUGAAAAACGAACUAAAAAACAACCCAAGCCGUAAUUUGCCCGUGAAAAAUAAAAUAGAGAAAAAGUACAUACAAGAGGAUUUUUUAACAUUCCAAUAUUUAACAAGUAAAAGGCAACAAAGGUUUUGUGUCGAAUGUCAUUAUAAUGUGCCCUUUUUAAUUAUCAAAGAGAACCAGCCCAUAUUUCGAGAGUUUAACAACUUGAAAAGGAAAAAUCAGAAAAUCGAAAAUUGCAAAGAGCUGAACGAAAUUGAGAGCAACCUUUCUGACAAAAUAAAGGCGGGGAAAAUAAUAUAUAGCGAAAUUGAAAUGAGGGACAGCGUCUAUUUCAUUUCCAUCAGCUUUAGUGAAUUAAAAGUGUACAAGCUUUGUCUGUUUUUGUUUAACACGACGAGAUUUCCCGCCACGUGGGCCGUAAAGGAGGGCGACCCGUCUAGCGGAAAUUCUUACUCCUUAAAAGGCGCCGAUAAUAAGGUAUUCCACUUCAGCAAAACGAAAGACAUCCUAUUUGGAAAAACGUACGACAUGCAUGACGUGAACCUUGGAAAAGACGAAAACUGGAAUAACCCUUUUCUGUUUCCCGAUUACAUUAUAGUAACAUUCACGUAA